AUGGCUAUUGCUAUUAAAUUUGUAUUAUUCGCUGCUACACUUGCGAUUGCUAAUGCAGGAUUUCUACCCAGUGAUGUAAUACAAUAUUCAUCAGCUCCUGACGUAAGCACCUCUUACUUUAAUCAAGCACUCCCAGCUCAAGUGGCAAUAGCUCAUCCACAACCAGCGUCAAUUGCUUAUCAAGCUCCAGUUACUGCACAAUUGUCGACAGGAUAUUUACCAAAUAUUAGACAAUCAGUCCCUAUUUCAACUCAGCUAUCUUUAGGAUACCUUCCAACCCAAGGACAAUCCCACCAAAGCGUUAUAAGAUCACCACUUGGAGGCUCAAUAUCGCAAUAUUCUAAAUCUUUGGAUAGCGCAUAUUCCAGUGUUCGCAAAUUUGAUACAAGAAUCACAAAUGAUUUGCAUUUACAUCCAGUUUCUUCAAUUGUGCAAAGAUAUGCCCAGGCUCAACCCAUUGGAUCUUCUCCACUAAUCCAACUAUAUAAUCAGCCAAUAGUAUCCGCAAUCCAAACCGCUCCAAUAGUUCAGCGUUUAGCUCACCCAGUGGCUCAUGGGUCUUUAGUUAGUGGUCCCAUUGUUCAACGUUAUGCCCAACCAUUUGCUCAAACUUUAAGCCAUGGUCCCAGUUUACAGACACCAGUGGCAACUUUGGUUCGUGGUUCAGGCCCAGUUGUGUCCCAUGUUAGAUACACUUCCCCCAUUACAUCAUACGCAUGGUAA
Brassicogethes aeneus is the source of this 723-nucleotide messenger RNA. The record is from the annotation of a GenBank genome assembly. Lineage: Eukaryota; Metazoa; Arthropoda; Insecta; Coleoptera; Nitidulidae.